AUGAUUAGUCACCGAUUAAGAUCACUACCUGUAAAUGGUUAUUAUGAGUAUUUAUCACAAGUUCGUUACCGAGUAAAUGUCACUCCAAAUGAAGCAGCUGACAGUGAAGGGACGUUAAAACAAACGACGAUCAUGGAAAAUGGAAGUAAACCUUCGAUUGUGAAAUCUUCGUCUGCAGAUCGCGUUUCACAAACGUUGCCAGAUAUUCCAAAUAAAGAUGUAACAAAGUGGUCAUCGACUGAUGUUCAACGUUGGGUGGAAGAACAAUGUCGAAAGUUUGAAUUAAUGAAAGCAACGAGCGCUAAAUUUCAGAUGAAUGGUCAAGCUCUAGUAUUGCUGACUAAGCACGAUUUCCUACGUCGUUCACCUGAUGGAGGCGAAAUUCUUUAUUAUGCAUUACAACGAUUGAUCAAUCCGAACAAGUUCAAUUCGGUUCGUGUUGGUCAUAGUCUAAUGAGAAGCAAGACAACUCGUCAAAAUCCACGCAUUAUUGAGCUCGAUUCUGAUACAGAUGAGCAUAACAGUGUCGCAAGUAAUUCGUCAUCGACGAAGCCUAUUGUUGAAGAACCAGAUGACCCACCGUUACUUCGCUCAUCUGACUCCGAUACAAAUUAUGAAAGUUAUCCUCAACAACGAUAUUCUCAUUCGUUCAUUUAUGCAAACCCGCAUAUCCGUCAAACAGUCUAUGCAAUGCCGACUGCACCUGCCGCGACCUAUUACCAACAGCAGCCUUAUGCUAACGCUUACAUGUAUCCUCAACAUCCGAUGCAUCAGUUUCAAGCGCAAAUGCCUCAGCAACAAUUCUACCAAGCUCAUGCGCAACCACAACAACCGCAACAACAAGCGCAUCCUAACGUACAGUUCUUCAAUCAGUACUAUCAAAUGAUGGCUGCACAAGGAAUCAUCGUUGAAGUGAUUGAUCCUGACGAAGCAAACAAUCUGAUUGCGAGCGGAGUUAGUUCGCAUCCGAAUGAUAAUUCAACAAAUAGUGCGCGUUUCGAUGGUCAAGAAAACCUCUAUUUAGUUACAAUGAAUGGUCAACGAUUUAUUAUGACUGAAGACUACAUCCGACAGAUUGUGCUCGAAAUUCAACAACAACAGCAGCAGCAACAGCAGCAACAACAACAUUUCCAUCAGCAACAGCAUUUCCAUCAACAACAACAACAACCAUUUCAUCAAGCACAACCACAGCAACAGUAUACCUAUCAAACUCAGCCUGCCCAAGCGUCUCAAGAUAAUAUCUACUAUACUGCGUAA
Messenger RNA from Adineta ricciae, 1257 nucleotides. Lineage: Eukaryota; Metazoa; Rotifera; Eurotatoria; Adinetida; Adinetidae. The record is from the annotation of a GenBank genome assembly.